AUGAAUGGCCCUACAGUUGUAUACAAUGAGCAACUCGAUCUCCCAUUUUGCGUACGGUGCAAACACGCAGUCGAAUUUGAUGGUGUAGUGAAGCAUAUGAAGAGAAACCAUUUAAUUUCGCAUGCAAGCAGCAUUCAGAUUGCUGGCGAGAUUGGAGACGCCCGAAGCCUGUCUCCCAUUGUUAAUGCAUCGGCUGCUGAGAUGAGACACAAAUACUUGGCAACGACUGUGGUUGAAUAUCGUUCCGGACCUGCCCUUCCGCCUCUGGAAGGGUUUCCCACGGCACUGUGUCACAAGUGCCCCGACUGCGGAUAUCUGGCACGGAAAGGCGCUCCCGUUCGUCGAAAUUGUGCUGCGAGUAAAGCGUGCAAGGGACAUUUAUCUCGUCAGCUCGAUGAGGUGAAGGGACAGGCCAUCUUUGGCGGAAACAAGUGCAGAUACUAUCAAGUCGUAGAAAACGGCGGUGACCUCUUUUCCGAUGUCCUCGCAGAAUCCAUGAGGAAACUGCAGGGAGCCACUCCAGCGAGUACUGCCAUCAACGAGGCCGGGAUUUCAGAGAUGAGCGCAUUACUUUCAGUUUUUCGCUUCGACACUCACUUAAAGCGUUGUGGGCUUAAACUUUCUGAAGCCAGCUCCCUGUGCAAGAGUACUGACAGCCGUAUACGCACACUUUCACGCGAGGUGGUCACAGCGUACCACAAGCAGGCCUUCGACAUAACCGAACAGAAGGUUUGGAUCAAGUCACACACGUUUAUGGAGUCGGACCUCAACAUUGCUGUUAGUCGGAAAACUGUGGAGCACUAUGACAACAGAAUGGUCCAAGUACUGGAAUUCGUCUUCAACUUGAUGUCUUCCAGCAGGCAGUUGUAUCAAUAUAUACCUCCCGAUGCCAUUCGGAGUGCAGAAUCUCUGCGAGCAGAUUCCAAUGCACCAAUGGCAUCCAAGUUGCGAAACUUCCAUGAUAUCCUACAGAACCUCCUUUUUCGUCACAACGAAAGCAACGAACUAAUCGCCUUGUUCAUCUCAUGCUACAGUGUCAUUCUCGAUCGCUCAAACGAGUACCGAUUUGCGAACGCCAGCGAAUUGACUCCCAUUCUCGCAGCCGUGAAGCACUUUGCUCGCUGCCUAGUCGUGAUGGAAAUAUAUCUCUACAGCUCUAGCGACACUACCGAGUCUUGGGAGCGAGUCUUGAAACUGAAUCACCCGCAUGUGGAUAAUGGCCUUCAAUAUGUGCAGUACUGCAUGAAAGUCUGUAAUCGCAUCAAGGUUGGGGAAGUACAUAAUAUUCGCUUUCUAAUCUGUCCGACGCAUCCGAGAUGCGCAAUUAUUGAUGGAAUCGAGCUUUCUUUAUCGCAACUUGGAUUGAAAAUGAAGCAAUUGCAGAAAAUUUCAUUGGGAUUGAUGCAAGAAAAACUGCUCAAUGGACUCAGGAUUACAGAUGCAUUCUGGUCGUCCGUUCAAAACCUGGACGACACAAUGACAGAUCAAACUCCUGGCUACUGGUUUGGAAUGCACAAGGCAAACCAAUAUCAUCUUUUUCAUUGGUCUCAGGCCUUACAAGGCAAACUGAAGCCCUUACUCCUGGAAUCGGACACAUCCCUGAACGAAGACAAAGCCAGAGCAUAUCUACAAGAUUGCGAAAGUCUACAAGAACAUAUAUAUACGCUCUUGCAGGUAUGCUCAGGAGCACCGGCAAGGACAUCCGAGUUGGGGAUUUUGCGGGUUUGCAAUACGGCAGUAGGACAGCGGAACAUCUUCACUCAAGCAGGACUCGUGUUUACUGUCAUUACGUAUCACAAGGGUCGCAAUGUGCACGAUGGUGUCGGCCGUCCCAUUGCGCGAUAUCCUGAUGCUGUUACUGCGGGUAUCUUGCUCAUCUACUUAACAGUUAUUCGCCCUGUCGAAUAUGCCCUCGUCGACCUCCUCGCGAAACCCAAUGAGGUCCCAGAAGGUUCAUCUGUCAGAAAAUUUGACCACGUUCAUGUGGACAGUGCCAUAUCACUAGGCGAGAGGCAUCGUGACCACCUGUUCGCCAGCCGUGGAGAGCCUUUCGGAAUUUGUCGAUUGCGCUACUGCUUCGAAAAGGUAAUGAAAAGUGCGGGAAUCCCAAUUGGAACCAGUCAAUACCGGCAGUACCACAGUGGAGUAGUGAAAAACUUCCUCGCGCAUAGCGAGGAGCACGAAACAAACUGCACGGGAAUGCUUCACACCCAGGCAGGACAUUCAGAGAAUACCGCUCACCAGAUAUACGGUGUAUCCCCCCUUGAUAUGAAGAAAUUGACGGCUAGCCAGCUUGAGCGAUUCCGUCAGGCCUCCAAAACGUGGCAUGAAGUACUUGGGCUGUUUGACGGGGAGCCGUGUUCUUACGAGAACGCCUACGAGCAGCUGCAAAUGACUGCUAGUGCACUGGAUACUAAUGCAUCAGCAGGGACCCAUCCGAUCGAUGUCACAAGUCACAUUUCGCGUCUUGAAAUGACUCUUCAAACUCGCGUUGAGGUCCUGCACAACGCCAUUCUCCAUAUCUCCGACUCUUUACUUGGGAAAAGGCGACUAAAUGAAUGGGUUGGUACCGAGGGAUACGCCGUUCUGCCCGAGAAGAGAAUCUGUCAACCUCCUUCGCUGCUGAAGCAAUUGCAGAUUUUUCUCAAUAAAAGUGACGCGCAUUUCAAGUCCCAGGAACAAGAAAAGGCAGUCGUGCAUUGUGUAGCACCAAAGAGCGACGCCUUGGUCGUCCUGCCAACUGGUGCCGGGAAGUUGUUGACUUUCAUGCUUCCCGCUUUCACUCACAAGACAAAGGUGAUGGUUGUAGUCGUUCCACUUGUGGCUCUGCAGCUUGACCUUAUCAAACGCUGCGAAGAUGCAGGUAUCCAAGCCUGUCAGUGGAAUGCGCGGGAUGUAGCCGGGGCACGUAUUGUUGUCGCCAGCGCCGAGCAUCUGUCUUCACCAGACUAUCAAUGUUUCCUUAGGGAACUAAAGGUUAUGAAUAAGCUGCAUGCAAUAUUCGUGGACGAGUGCCAUCUGGUUUUAUUAUGGCACAGUUUCAGAGAAGCCAUGAAGUACUUGCGCGGUUUCAUUCGUCCAGAACUCGUCAAUGUGCCAGUUAUGGCUCUAACGGCAACAGCCCCACCGUCCAUUGAACAACAAAUUACUUCCGCAUGUGGAUUGUCAGACUUCAUCACUGUGCGUCAGAAAACGUCGAGACGGAACAUCAGGUAUGAAGUUUACAACGUGAAGAGGCAAAAUCUCAAUCGUAAGGUGGACGAAAUGCUUGACUAUUUGCGUAACGUUUCCGGUACAUCUCCCUCCAGAGCCAUCACUUACGUGCAAACAAAAGAUGAAUGUGACUCGCUCUGUAUGAUGUUACAAACCCUGAACCCGGACAUGCCUUGCUUCAAAUAUCAUGCAGGUAUGGAAAAGGAUGACAGAAAUGCAAUGCAAUCCGGCUGGGAAGAUGAAUCUGAUGGACUUCCGCACGUCAUGGUUGCAACGAAAGCAUUUGGAUGCGGCAUUGACAUCUCCACUGUUCGGAUUGUCGUACAUGCUGGUCUUCCAAGCACGCUCACUGAGUACGUGCAAGAAAGCGGACGUGCCGGUCGUGACGGCCAACCUGCCAAAAGUACUGUGCUUAAUAUUAUCGAUCAGUUCAAUCAUUCAGUUGAACCGCAAUUGUCCGGUUUCGGUCCUAAGCAGCUGGUGAGUGUCGUCGGUGGCUGGUGGACCUGUUCAUGGACGGGUGUUCUGAUCACCGACCUUGUCAAGAACGUGGGAUGGAGGCUUGUGAUAUUUGUUCUUCCGAAGGAAGUGGAAUACGUUUACGUAGACGUGCUUCCGAAUUCCAAAACGAGGACACCUGCAGGAAAGAAGUUCAGAUUCGACCUACAAGGAAGCGCGUGA
Chondrus crispus (carragheen) is the source of this 3894-nucleotide messenger RNA. RefSeq names its product ATP-dependent DNA helicase, RecQ family. The transcript is spliced from 2 exons. Gene Ontology annotation, biological process: double-strand break repair via homologous recombination. Gene Ontology annotation, cellular component: chromosome; cytoplasm; RecQ family helicase-topoisomerase III complex. Lineage: Eukaryota; Rhodophyta; Florideophyceae; Gigartinales; Gigartinaceae. The coding region runs from base 1 to 3894 and encodes 1297 amino acids. The record is from RefSeq and is a predicted model, not a curated record. Gene Ontology annotation, molecular function: four-way junction helicase activity; ATP binding; 3'-5' DNA helicase activity.